UCUAUUUCUCCCUCAUUUGAAGUUAAAAUCUCUAAGAAAGUAAUCCAUGGCGAAGGUUGCGAGUAGUGGGAGCAGUUCCAGAUGGUCUCUUUCAGGGUUUACCGCCCUCGUAACCGGCGGCACUCGUGGAAUUGGGCAUGCGGUUGUGGAGGAACUAGCGGAACUGGGUGCGACAGUGUAUACUUGUUCACGGAAUCAAGCAGAACUCAACGAACGCUUGCAAGAGUGGGCAGAAAAAGGCCUUCAAGUCAAGGGUUCUGUUUGCGAUGCUUCUUCAAGGGAGCAGAGAGUUCAGCUCAUGGAAAAUGUCUCCUCUGCUUUCGAUGGAAAGCUGAACAUUCUUGUAAACAAUGUGGGGACAAACAUUAGGAAGCCCACCACCCAUUAUACUGCUGAAGAAUAUGCCCGUCUGCUUAGUACCAACUUAGAAUCUGCAUACCAUCUGUGUCAACUUGCUCACCCUCUUUUGAAAGCAUCUGGAAAUGGAUCUGUUGUCUUUAUCUCUUCUGUUGCUGGUCUGGUGCACCUGUCCUCUGGUUCAGUAUAUGGAGCAACAAAAGGGGCAUUGAAUCAGCUCACGCGAAAUCUGGCUUGUGAAUGGGCAAAAGAUAGCAUUCGGGUUAAUGGUGUUGCCCCGUGGUAUAUAAGGACGUCUUUGGUAGAACAUUUGCUCGAAAAUAAAACAUUUUUGGAUGGAGUAAUAUCUAGAACUCCCCUUAGACGCCCUGGAGAAUCUCAAGAAGUUUCAUCCCUGGUAGCUUAUCUUUGUCUACCUGGAGCAUCGUACAUCACCGGGCAAGUUAUAGCAGUUGAUGGAGGUUUCACAGUCAAUGGGUUCGAAAUGACAAGCUACUGAUAUGUGUUUUCGUCUAGAGAUGAUAGUGCAGCUUAUGCCUUGCGUCUGCAGAUACUCAUGCUCUUUGUUUCUUACUGAUCAAGCUGAAACCAUCAUGAAAUAAAAGCUCUAUUUCAUAUCUUCCUUGAUCCUUAUACAUGGGAUCAUAAUAAGGCAUUUGCUCAUUAAUUUUCCCUGCAUGCCCCUUCUUAUAUGAGUAUAAACUCUAGUUUUUUUAUCUUUUUCUUAUAUUUAUCUAAGAACAGCAUAUGAUUGUGUUGCAGGUUGCGUAUCAUGCUAUGUUAUUUCUGAGCUUUGCACGUUCCUUAAGGUUCCUUUGUUGUAGUGCAAUUCUGUAUUUCAUCCUUGUUGAGAAGGUAGUGCAAUUCUGUAUUUCAUUUAAACUGUAGGAUGGGAAACUUUUUGAUUAUUUGCACAUGUUUGUAUAGGAUUAUGCAAAGGCAGAAUACCUUGAAACCUCUCUAAACUUGGCACGAAUUAUUAGUUAUAGUCGUAAACUAUUUGUGGUCUUAA
Messenger RNA from Nicotiana tabacum (common tobacco), 1369 nucleotides. Its product is annotated as tropinone reductase homolog At5g06060. Gene Ontology annotation, molecular function: oxidoreductase activity. The record is from RefSeq and is a predicted model, not a curated record. Lineage: Eukaryota; Viridiplantae; Streptophyta; Magnoliopsida; Solanales; Solanaceae.